Apaloderma vittatum (bar-tailed trogon) is the source of this 1347-nucleotide messenger RNA. It is a transcript of the gene CEP57L1, whose product is annotated as centrosomal protein 57kDa-like 1. The record is from RefSeq and is a predicted model, not a curated record. Gene Ontology annotation, molecular function: identical protein binding; gamma-tubulin binding; microtubule binding. Lineage: Eukaryota; Metazoa; Chordata; Aves; Trogoniformes; Trogonidae. Gene Ontology annotation, cellular component: centrosome.
AUGGAUUCUGAAUCAAGGAACAGUUUAAUAGGAAGCUUUCUUCAGCCACCAGAUAAGAUGUUUCCUGCAGCCUUUGCUUAUAUAAAAUCAAAAAAGUUGGCAGCUGCUGGUGGUGACAGGUCUUCUACCCCCAAUAAACAAGCUGUGGUGGCAGCCCUGAAAACUCUUCAAGAAAAGAUUCGCCGUCUAGAGCUGGAGAAGUUACAGGCUGAAGAUAAUCUGCACAGCCUCUCCAUAGCAGCUGCUCAGUAUAAGAAGGCCUUAGAGCAUGAAUCCUACAAAAAGGACCUAGCACAUCAGGAACUGAUGCAACAGAGGAAAGAUAUAAGCAUGCAGUUAAAAGCAGCACAAUCUCGCUGCUCCCUGCUGGACAAACAGCUGGAUUACAUGAGAAAAAUGGUUUCCAGUGCAGAACUGGAAAAUAAAGUGGUUUUAGAACAACAGGCCCAGCUUCAGAAAGAGGAAGAUCAGAACUGGUUGGAACUGCAUGCAAAACUUGAAAAGCUUGAAAAAGAGUGUCUUCACCUCACUGCUACUCAGAGAAUUGCAGAAGACAAGAUCAAACACUUAGAAGAAAAGCUUUGUAAAGAGGAGCAUCAGCGUAAGCUACUACAAACCAAAACUGCUCAGCUUCAAACAGGAUUUGAGAUAACUAGAAUUUUGAUGUCUCCAGUAACACCUCAAAAUGAACCUAAAAAGGAAAAUUGGAAGAAGAAAAAAGCUAAGAAGAGAAGUCCUACAGUGAAGAAAAUGCCCCUUUCACAAUUACAUGUGAAGGCUGGAGAACUACCUUUUGUGGCUGGAAAGCAUCACAAUCCACGUUUCUUAUCACGAAGCCAAAGAGGAGCUACAGCUGGGAUUUCAGGACACAGUGUGCUUUCAAAAUCUGCGUCCUCUUGUUCCACAUCACCUGCUGCCACUGGAAGUCUUUUGGACCUUCUGUUGUCCAUACAAGAUGAGCUGAGCCAUAUGAGCUUUGAGCAUCAAAAACUUCUGAAGAAGAUACAGGAGACUGAAGACUCCAAAGUUCGUGAAGACCUAGAAUGGGAGCUGGAUUGCCUUGUGAAACAAAUGGAGAUUAAAGAAGAACAAGUAACCAAACUGAAAAAGCGUCAGGCUACUAUGCAGAAAUUAAAGAGAAGAACACAGAAACUGAAGCAAGGGGCAGCUCAUGUCAAACUCAAGUGUGAUGACCAAAGGGAAGUAAAGGAUGUUGCAGUCGCUGAAAGGGAAAGUAUGGCUAAACCUUGUCCUGGACAGAAAAGCAAAACCUCUCUUCAGCUGCUAAAAAAUGUGCGAAAGCUUCAGUCAGCACUGAAAAAAGAUGAUAUCAUGUGGGAACGAUAG